UUUAGUUUAUUAAGCCAAUUAAUCUAUAUUAUUUGUAAAUCAGUGGAAACAUAAAAUGAUAAAGAAAAAACUGCUGCUUCUAAAUCUGAUUCCUUUCAUUUAUGUAUUUCAUCUACUUCCCAUUGGUCUUUUAAAUGUGCUUGGCAACAGUCCUUCCCUAAGGGCUCUGUUGGGACCUCUCUAUCUCUCAGGCAGGUCUAUAGAGGACCCUGGUUUUGAUGAGACCUGUCACAGCUCAUUUUCUGACAGAAUUUGAUGGAAAAACUCAACAGUGUGACUAAGACAUUUUGGGGAGAUCUGGCUGUGGGCACAGUUCUUUGCUUAUAGUGCUGUUGCAUAGAACUUGUUAUUUUUGCAGUAUUUAUUAUAAAUAGGGAAGGAAAUGUGAAGAAAGGGAUUCAGUUUAGGAUGGUGACUUAAGCAUAAAUGGAAUUUGUUGUUUUUGUCCAGGGAUAGUUCAGAUGCAGCUUGAUUGUGGUCUCCCUGUCCACCCAUCCGUGUGUCUAAUGUCUAGUAUCUAACUCUCCCUCUGCCCCCAGCUCCACUCUACCAGCUCAAGGUUAGUUCUCUUCUCUGAUAGACUGUGCUCUCAUGAUCUACCUCCCGGACUUGGUUCUUCCAGAUUGAAGGUGUCUUGGGGGAGAGAAGGAGGCCCUCUCAGGGAAGGGAAGAAGGCCUUCCAGUUGCAGUUAAAAGUGCACCCUUGAACUCCACCUCCCUCCAUGGGAAGUGUAGGGAAGCUCUGCAGAGGAGGGGUCCACCCAGCGUUGACCAGACUGGCCCCGGGUCAUGGGGCUGCACAUCUCCAGCAGAGCUCUGCUUCUCUGGAGCGACCUGGCAAUGCACUUUGUCGCCUUUGAUAUGCCGCUGGGUAGCAGGUUUCUCAGAACAAAGAAAAACCAGUUGGCAUUGCCUGGAUCAAGGGUGUACCUUCACAGGAUACAACUGCCCCUGCCCCCCUAGCCGUUAAUCUUCAAGGUGUCACCCUGCCCAGUUUUCUAAUUGUCAUGUAUUUUUCCUGGAAUUUUGUCUGCAAAGAAUUUUAAAAGUGUGCUCCACUGUGCUGUAAUUUUUAAGAAAUUGCAAGCCUUUCUCUUUGCAUUGCUCCUAAAAACGUUAAUUUAACUUUGGUAGUUAAAAACAGAAUCUGAGAAUUCAGAAUCACUCCAGGGAGUUCUAGAGGCAGAUGGUUUCCAAGGACUAAAGGCUCUGCCCCAGUGGAGUUCUGAGUAGUAUCUACAGUCUCACCCCCUGGGACACUGUCUUAAGGGGCUGCAGCACAGUGCAUUUCCUGAUUUGUGAGUGUUUAACAGAACUACCGGAAGUGUUACCUAUGAACAUUUCAGCUGUGAUGGAGGCACUCCACAUUUAGUACCAAAAUAAUGGCAUUCCUUGGCUACCCCUGCUGAGGUAGCUAGCUGGUGUUAGAGGCAAGUGCCCCAGGCUUGAAGGAGGAUGAGAAGAACCAAGUUUUAACUACCAAUAUUUGGCUGCAAAUGUCUUGGACAGAUCACUAUUUGCAAUGGAAUAUGUCAGAAUACCCGGGCGUGAAGACGGUUCGUUUCCCUGAUGGCCAGAUUUGGAAACCAGACAUUCUUCUGUACAACAGUGCUGAUGAGCGGUUUGAUGCCACGUUCCACACCAACGUCCUGGUGAACUCUUCUGGACAUUGCCAGUACCUCCCUCCAGGCAUAUUCAAGAGCUCCUGCUACAUCGACGUGCGCUGGUUCCCCUUUGAUGUGCAGCAGUGCAAGCUGAAGUUUGGGUCUUGGUCGUACGGAGGCUGGUCAUUGGACCUGCAGAUGCAGGAGGCAGAUGUCAGCGGCUAUAUCCCCAACGGGGAAUGGGACCUCGUGGGUAUUCCGGGCAAGAGGAGCGAGAAGUUCUAUGAGUGCUGCAAAGAGCCAUACCCAGACGUCACCUACACAGUGACCAUGCGGCGCAGGACGCUCUACUACGGCCUCAAUCUGCUCAUUCCUUGCGUGCUCAUCUCGGCCCUGGCCCUGCUGGUGUUCUUGCUCCCUGCAGACUCCGGGGAGAAAAUCUCCCUUGGGAUAACCGUCUUACUCUCCCUGACUGUCUUCAUGCUGCUUGUGGCCGAGAUCAUGCCCGCAACAUCCGAUUCGGUGCCCCUGAUAGCCCAGUAUUUCGCCAGCACCAUGAUCAUCGUGGGCCUCUCCGUGGUGGUGACCGUGAUCGUGCUGCAGUACCACCACCACGACCCUGAUGGUGGCAAGAUGCCCAAGUGGACCAGAAUCAUCCUUCUGAACUGGUGCGCGUGGUUCCUGCGCAUGAAGAGGCCUGGGGAGGACAAGGUCCGGUCGGCCUGCCAACAUAAGCAGCGCCGCUGCAGCCUGGCCAGCGUGGAGCUGAAUGCUGGGGUCGGGCCGCCGGCGCCCAAUGGGAACCUGCUGUACAUCGGCUUCCGCGGGCUGGAUGGGAUGCACUGCGCCCCGACCCCCGACUCAGGGGUCGUGUGCGGCCGCCUAGCCUGCUCCCCAACGCAUGAUGAGCAUCUCCUGCAUGGCGGGCAGCCCUCCGAGGGGGACCCAGACCUGGCCAAGAUCCUGGAGGAGGUGCGCUACAUUGCCAACCGCUUCCGCUGCCAGGACGAGAGCGAGGCGGUGUGCAGCGAGUGGAAGUUUGCGGCCUGCGUGGUGGACCGCCUGUGCCUCAUGGCCUUCUCCGUCUUCACCAUCAUCUGCACCAUCGGCAUCCUCAUGUCCGCUCCAAACUUCGUCGAGGCUGUGUCCAAAGACUUCGCGUGACUUCGCGUGGUUCUGUAGGUGUUUGAAACACACAGGUGGACAGUUGCUGGCUCAGUGAGACUUUGGGGUGCUAAUCCCUCAGAAGCAUUCAAUGUGACUACUCUGACCUUCCCUGACAGCCGUCAAUCAUGUUGGUUAUUGUUUCCUCAUUACUUUCAGUAACAACCCCAGCACCUGUUGGUUGAAGCCCUCAGAUGGGCUGAUACCGUUGACACGUUGUUAUGCAGCAGGGCCACUGAACAUUUUGCCCAUUUGCAGGAGAGCCCUUCAGAGAGGUCCAGAAACCUGGAUCGCCAGGGGCAGCCUGUAGAGUUGGUUUUGCAUGUGUGCAUGUCACCUGCCAGGAAGGACUACAUGAAACUGCAGCGUAUGCUCGUGCCUGUGCAUAAACCUAGACUGACGCUAACAGUAAGCCAAAUGCAAUAAUUCCACUCUAACAAUUGGUGAGAGGAAACCAAACCAAAAAUGAAAAAUCCUGAAACCCUAUCUACUGAUUUUUCUGCAGUCUGUCUUUUUCCCCCCUGUCAACAGUUUUCUGCUGUUUCUAUGUUGAAAACAAGCAACAGAAAGAGGUGGUUGGGUUUGCAAACUGUUUUCACCAACCUAAUUUCUGAAGACGUUCUCUGUAAAGGGAAUAAGAGGGAUGUAGCUUUAAGUUGAUUCUAAACUAGGACCAGACCCUGGAGAGCAGAGCUGUAUAUCUCGUGGGUACCAGGUGACUCCCCAGCUUCACAUGCUGUGCCCUGGUUGUGGGGAGUUGAGUGUGUCUGUGCUGUAGAGCCCCCAGGAUGGCUUGAGUCCUACUGGAAUUACCAACUCCAAUGAAUAGCUAAAGCUAACUCAAACCAUUUCUGUGUUCUUUUGAAAAUAGUGAUGCAUUAGAUGCUUCACAUGUGUUGGUGUAGAUUCCACUCAGGAAUAUGUGCAUCUAUACAAAGGCUCAACACAAAGUGAAAGUUUCUUGUUUGUUUGUUUGUCUGUUUUUUCUCCAUAUGUCAGGGCCAGAGGGUGGGGGCAGGGACCUCCAUGGCCCCGUGUGUGACAGGAGCUGGGGAGGGGAUGGUGUAGGCAGUGUCUUGAUUGGAUGCCUGACCAGUGCAGUCAGCGGGAAGGAGCUCGGAGAGCAUCAGGGAUUGCACAGCCAGCAAUUUGGGUUUCUGCUUCCCCACAGCUGUCCCAGCUUGAGCACAGCAAGCUGGCUUAUGAUCAGCUGGUGGGUUCGCUGCACAUGUGUUUUGGAAACAAGAAUAACUUAAAUUUUUAAACCUAAGAGGUAGCGGUGCUCCAUUUAGAUUAUCUAGCUGACAAUAGUCACUUUGCCUCUUCUCAUUUUCUGAUUUUUAAAUGAGAUCAGAGGUUAAUGACCAAGAAAAAACUUCUGCUGUUCUAUUAUGUCAUCUUGUAACAGCUCACAGCUCAAAAUUGCAGAAAGCUUCUGAACUCCUAGAGAUCUUUAAUUUACUUCCAACUCCCAAGAUGGGUGCAUCAUGAGAGAAGAUUAGAUUUUCAGAGAAAGGAAACUGUACAUCUUUCCAGCCAUCCAUUUCAUUCAUUUCUGGGUAAUGUACAUGAAUUCAUCUGCACUGGAGGAAGGAAGGUGGGGGCUUGUCAUGCUCUCUGUGCACGUAUGACUGUAUGACUGUGUAUACAUGUGUGCCCAUGUGCACAAGCCACUGUUGAUGUGAUGUGAGGGAGGGCGCCCUGUUUAAAUGAAGAAGGCUGGUAAAUCAGGCCCCCCACCUCCCAGCAUCAAGGCCUUUUGGAGCAAGGGCUUCCUCAGAUCUGGAUCACCUGUUCUAUGUGGUGUGGAUGAAUGAUGCACACUAUUCUGUUUUUUUUUUUCUUCUCCCAUUAAAGUGUCUUUAGGAAUAAGGACAAGUGUUUUGAUAUAUAAAGCGAAUGCUGCAUUCUUACUGUUAUCCAAGAACUGAUC
Molecule: messenger RNA, 4701 nt
Organism: Oryctolagus cuniculus (rabbit)
Lineage: Eukaryota; Metazoa; Chordata; Mammalia; Lagomorpha; Leporidae
Source: RefSeq, a predicted model, not a curated record